GGGCCUUGGCCCGCUUCAGGAUAAUCUUUAGAUCUCCUUAUACUUCCAUGGUUAUGUGAAGUCUCAAACUCAAACGAUUCUACUUGGAAGACGCUGGUUUUGCUUUUCAAGCCCUUACAACAGGAGGAACAAUGGGAUUUAUCAUGGAGUUUGCGGAGAACUUGAUAUUGAGGUUGAUGGAGGAUCCGAAGGAGAGAGACCGCAAAACGAGGGAGCACUUGUACAAGAUGAAGGCCGCAGGGAAGAGGUUUAUGGAUGAUAAUAGCUUGCCUAUUCGUCCGUACGGGUUCUGGACUUUCGAGCGUCACAAUGCUCAGCUGCGAUGGGAUCCUCAGAUCAGCCAUGCUUCUGGAAGGAGGGACCCCUACGAUGAGGUCCUUGAGCAGACCUACAAAGAUGCAUCCAAGUGAAUGCAAGAAAAUUCUAGAGCCAUUAGCGGGUGGAUGUCUCUGAAUUGGUGGACAUUUGAAUGUAAUCCUGUCGUAAACUAUGAUGAUGUAUGCAACAGAAUACUGGUUUGUGAUUUUGUGAAUGUUCCAAACUGGUUCAUGAGUUUAAAUAAUUUGUCCAUGUAACACUGCUAUCGUGGAAUUCGUCUUCCUUUAAAGAUGUUUGAUUGUCGUUACCUAAAUAUCGUAUUAGUUGAGUAUAUCUGCCUAUUACCAUUAAUU
This is a messenger RNA of Tripterygium wilfordii, 671 nucleotides long. RefSeq lists its product as uncharacterized. Bases 132 to 410 code for a protein of 92 amino acids. Lineage: Eukaryota; Viridiplantae; Streptophyta; Magnoliopsida; Celastrales; Celastraceae. The transcript is spliced from 3 exons. The record is from RefSeq and is a predicted model, not a curated record.